Molecule: messenger RNA, 352 nt
Organism: Racocetra persica
Lineage: Eukaryota; Fungi; Glomeromycota; Glomeromycetes; Diversisporales; Gigasporaceae
Source: the annotation of a GenBank genome assembly
AUGCCAAUUGAGAAUGAACAAUUCUCAAAUGCUACAUUUCUUUUGUCACAAAAAAGUAAAGUUGAAGAGAUUAAUAUUAGCAAACUAAGAUCAUUAAAUAAUCCAAUUGCUAGAAUUUGUGCUAUUAAUAGUGGUAGUACUGAUGCAUCCAAAGCUGAUUCAGAUAUUGCAAAAGGACUUGAAUUCCAAAUUUUGUUAGCUAAGGGUGCUCAUGUUAUGUUUAGGACAAACUUGUGUGUGAAAGUAGGAUUAGUAAACGGUGUGAUAAAGGUGGUAUAUGAUAUACUUUUCGAAAAAGAUCAGGGCCCACCUUCACUUUCUGUUACAGUUUUCAUAGAAUUUGUUAAUUAUA